AUGCGAUUGCUAAUUAUUGCUGGAGUGUUUGUAUCCUUGAUUCAAGCAUCUCCGGUCCCAGAGGUCCAACACGGCGCAGCGGUUACGGUAAAGAGAGACGCCGAUAGUGGGACAGCGGCGGAUGCAAAACACGCUCUUGAGAAUGUUGGAGCGGCCGUCAAAGAGAAAAUUGGCGCUGGAGCUGAGGCUGUAGUGCGAAAAUUGGAACCGGUCAAGACGUACGUCUACACAGCUACUGGACAAUUCAUCACUGCGUUUGGAAAUAUUUCUGACAAAGCUGCUAACAAAUUAGCACCUCCUUUCCGAGUAGAGGCUAGAUUGCACAUGAAAGUAGAUAGAGCACGUCGGCAACAAGUGCAUCCAAACAGCUGGCCAAACGGCAACCUAAACCUAAACGGCAACCAGUACCGAUCCAGAGAUGAGCAGCGAGAGCAGCAAAUAGGGGAACAACAACAACGGGAACAACAACAACAACGGGAACAACAACAACGAGAACAUCACCAGAGGGAACAACAACAACGGGAACAGCAACACCUGAGAGAGCAACAGGAACGUGGGUACCAAGAGAGGCUGCGACAGCACGAGGAGGAAGCACGGCGACGGGGGUGUAGUCCGCGUCAUCCGCCCGCACCGGAGCAGCAGACUCGGCGCAGAAAUUGCGCACCGCGACGCGUCCAAGAGUUCCGACAACCUCCUACUCAACCCGCGCCACCACCGCCAACACCGCCACCACGUCGACGAAAUUGUCGUCCGCGAACCAAUCCCACUUAUCCGCCACCGGUUCAUGCUCCCCAGGUCAUUUGUAGACCAGCAGCACCGCCACCAACGCCGCCACCUCAGCCUCAAAGACGGACCGGCUGCCAACCUCGACAACCUCAGUCACCUCCCACCUACCCACCUCAGCCUCAACCGUACCCCGUCAGGAAUGGCUGUCAGCCUGUCCAACAACCACAACCACAACGAGUUGCGUGUAGACCAGCCCCUCCACCCCAACCACAACCACCUCAGCCAUACUACAAUAACGGUUGUGCCCCACAACGAACUGCCCGCGGUGAUUCUAGGAAUAACGAGUUCCGUGCCAGCCACGGUUGUAUAGCUCCCAUGCCUCCACCGUCAUCGUCCGCCAACUGUGAGGGUUCAGUGAAAAUCGUUUCAGUGAAUGCGGCUGGUGUAGUUGAGCACUACAUGUAUAAAACAGGGAAAGAUGCUGGAGAAGUGUCCGGUAAGAGUUUGUGA
Molecule: messenger RNA, 1236 nt
Organism: Necator americanus (New World hookworm)
Lineage: Eukaryota; Metazoa; Nematoda; Chromadorea; Rhabditida; Ancylostomatidae
Exons: 5
Coding region: 1-1236 (411 amino acids)
Source: RefSeq, a predicted model, not a curated record